UCCCCAAUUCCGGCCACUUCUUCGUCGACCCCAUUGAACGCCAACACGAAUGAGGGCUCGAGUCCUCUGAAGAGGCUCUACCCGUUCAUCGAUGAGUCAGAACUGCCGAAGUCGUGGUCAUCGAAAGAUAAGGCGAACUUCAUAACGCUGUCGGAGAAUAACCUCAAAGUCCACUACAAAGGCGUCGGCAAAGGACACAAAGACGCGGCGGCCGUUCGCGCCACUCAUCCCAUUCCCAGCGGAUGUCUCCUCUAUUACUACGAAAUCAAAAUCAUUAGCAAAGGAAGGGAUGGCUAUAUGGGCAUAGGGUUGGCCGCACAGGGCGUUAAUAUGCAACGACUGCCCGGUUGGGACAAACAGUCCUAUGGAUACCAUGGAGACGACGGCCACUCAUUCAACAGCAGCGGAACGGGUCAGCCGUACGGCCCGACGUUCACCACCGGAGACAUAAUCGGUUGCGGAUAUAAUUUGAUUUCCGGGAACUGUUUCUACACUAAGAAUGGCCUCAAUCUCGGCGUCGCGUUUCCCGAUCUGCCCAACGUUCCGCUCUAUCCGACGGUCGGCCUCCAGACGCCCGGCGAGGAAGUCGAGGCCAACUUCGGCUGCGAACCCUUCUGUUACGACAUCGAAGAAGACAUUAACGCUCUCAAGAAGCAAUUGACCGAAUCUAUUGUCGAAUUUCCCGUCAAAUACACCGAAUGGCAGACAACGAUCCACCGUUUGGUGCAGUCGUGGCUCAUCCACAACGGCUACUGCGGAACCGCUGAAGUGUUCAGCGAAGCCACUAAACUAGACUUCAAAGAGAAUGUCCAAUACAUUCGACAACGACUUCGUAUUCAACAGUUAGUUCUUAGCGGACGGAUAGGCGAAGCCAUUCAACUGACGAACCGUUUGUAUCCCAAUGUGUUAAAAGACAAUCCGAACCUCUUGUUCGCACUCAAGUGCCGACAGUUCGUCGAGUGGGUCAGCGGUAAUGAGUCGGACAAAGCGCCGAUCCCUAGCGCUAUGGCGGCCUCCUAUUCGCCCAACAGUUCCACGAAUGGUGUCAAUGACUGCAACGGCAACGCAAACGACGUCCAAAUGGAUGUCGACAUCAAUGACAAUACAAACGACACGAACAACUCGUACUCCGAAGAGCAAAGUGUUUGUGAGGAAAAUGAGGCCAAAAUCACGCGUCUGUUGGCGUUCGGCAAAGAACUGCACGCUUUGUCUCAACAACUGAAGCGACAGUUCGGCACAAAUGAGUACAACAAACAACUACUUCAGGACGCCUUCAGUCUCCUGGCAUACAGUGAUCCGUGGAAUUCGCCGGUGGGCUGGCAUCUCAACCCCAGUGAACGGGAGGGCGUGUGUCAGCAGCUGAACAACGCCAUCGUCAUGUCGGACGCC
Messenger RNA from Oppiella nova, 1389 nucleotides. The record is from the annotation of a GenBank genome assembly. NCBI's taxonomy places the organism in Eukaryota, Metazoa, Arthropoda, Arachnida, Sarcoptiformes, Oppiidae.